GUCCCGUGCGGGGGGGUUCGAUUCACCGGAAAUUCGCGACGAAGGUCACGGAGUUUGUGGAAGUUGUGAGCAUCAGGACUCAGGACCCCUCUGUGCAAUUCUGUGGAGAGAGUCACGGAUUUUCCCCGUCGAACGGAAUUUCCCGAUAGACUCUCUCAUAUUGAGUUUCCCCGAAUUCCCGACCUGUCGGACGUUUCUCGUCAGUGGCGCAACGUGCGGAGUGUCGGAACAGCUGACCUCCGAAGCGCACGAGACCGUGUUAGUAAUGUGGUGAAAGUCGAGCCAGUAAAUUUGUACUGAAUCCGAGUUCUCCGUUAAGUUCGGGAGUUCGGACCUGGAGGUGCCGAACAUGGAAGAAGCCAGAGCUACUUCUACAUCCGUUAGCGCGACCCCAUCUGCUCCGAGGAAGGCCAAAGACUUCAGUGUUCGAUCUCUGCUGGAGGACGUCGCUCCUCCACCUGAACCGGUCCCGCUGCCUAUAAUCUCCCCCCUGUACUAUCAGCAUCUAUAUCAACAGAUUCUGUUGCAACAACAGCAGCAGCAACAACAACACCUGGGUCUACCAUGGAACCCUUUGGCGAAUGGUUUAGGACUCGGGCUGGGCUUGCCCCAGCCGGCAUUGACUCUGCCUCCUCCAGCAUCUUCGAUUCCGUGUCUUGGCACAGCACCAGUGAAAGACGAUGGCAUACGAGAUGAGCCUCAAGUGAAUCUCGAGGCGAAAGACCUCUGGGACAAAUUCCACGCUUUCGGGACAGAAAUGGUCGUCACGAAAUCUGGGAGACGCAUGUUCCCGCCCUUCAAAGUGCGUCUGGCUGGACUGAACCCGAAAGCCAAGUACGUGAUGCUGAUGGACAUCGUCGCGGCCGAUGAUUGUCGUUACAAAUUCCAAAAUCGUCGAUGGGUCGUCGCAGGCAAAGCCGAUCCCGAGAUGCCGAAACGAAUGUACAUUCACCCCGAUUCACCGGCGACAGGAGAGCAGUGGAUGCAGAAAGUGGUCUCUUUCCAUAAACUCAAACUCACCAACAACAUCUCGGACAAACACGGUUUCACGAUAUUGAACUCAAUGCACAAGUACCAACCCCGGUUUCAUCUCGUUCGCACGGGGGACAUUAGCAAGCUGCCGUGCUCACCUUUUAAAACAUUCGUGUUCCGUGAAACGGAGUUCAUCGCCGUUACUGCGUACCAAAACGAAAAAAUAACUCAACUGAAAAUCGACAACAACCCGUUCGCGAAAGGCUUCAGAGAUACGGGCGCAGGGAAAACCAAUAAAAAGAGGUCUGCGGGCGAGCAGGAUUCCAGCGAAGAAGACGAAGGGAUAGAGAGCUCGUCGAGUUCCAUGCUGCAGAUACACACGGACUUCGAUGUUGUGACCGCUCUGCGACAACAGCAUGAGGAUCGGAUGUCGGUCGCGUUUCCUGGCUACGGCGGGCACGGUUUCGCAACUAAACCUAUGUUCUCCUUCGGGCCCAGGGGAGAAGUACCUGGAGAAGAUACAGAAAUAACUUCGAGUGGAUCACAUGCUCUCAUACGGUCGGCGGACGACCAGCUGAAAAGUAUCCAGAAAAUGGUGUCGGGAUUGGAAAAACGGCAGGAGCAGCUGGCGAUGAUGUCCUUAUCGCGCUUGGGCGACAAAUAGCCAUUGUGUGCCUGAGACUUCUAGUCAGGGAUCGUCAACUCAAGCGAAUAUGGAUACACCUGGAGCCAUCAAUGAAAACUCUCGACGGGUCUCGACCGGAGCGCGGUUGCAGAAAGCAAUGAGUUGAACUUUCCAGCGCACAAAACGAACGAGUGUAUUGCAUGGAGUCUUUAUUCUAUGACUACGCUCGUUCAAAACCCACCCGGACGGGAGUGGAAUUCGUCGACCAUGGAUCCGGCAGCUAAGCGACUCUCGAACGGGACGCAUGAAAUCAAUGGAG
Messenger RNA from Galendromus occidentalis (western predatory mite), 1916 nucleotides. RefSeq names its product T-box transcription factor TBX3. Bases 350 to 1636 code for a protein of 428 amino acids. Gene Ontology annotation, cellular component: chromatin; nucleus. Gene Ontology annotation, biological process: positive regulation of DNA-templated transcription; cell fate specification; regulation of transcription by RNA polymerase II. Lineage: Eukaryota; Metazoa; Arthropoda; Arachnida; Mesostigmata; Phytoseiidae. The transcript is spliced from 7 exons. Gene Ontology annotation, molecular function: DNA-binding transcription factor activity, RNA polymerase II-specific; RNA polymerase II cis-regulatory region sequence-specific DNA binding. The record is from RefSeq and is a predicted model, not a curated record.